GCGUGUGCUCGCAGCAAGCGUCGGUCGUUUAUAUCUCGCCCGGCACGCCAUCAGAUCGCGUAUUACUGUCGAAGUCUUCGCUGGUUGAGGAUCGUCGUCGCAGCAAUCGUGUUGUCUCAUUGCAUUUGUCAGUGCUUACUUAGUGUAUCCCGUUUUGUGUGUGAAUCUCCAACUCAACGCUCAUCGCCAUGGAUUUCUACUACCUACCCGGAUCUGCCCCGUGCCGUGCCGUGCAGAUGACGGCCGCUGCCGUUGGCGUCGAGCUGAACCUGAAGCUGACGAACCUGAUGGCCGGUGAGCACAUGAAGCCGGAAUUUUUGAAGAUUAACCCCCAACACUGCAUUCCGACGCUCGUCGACAAUGGAUUCGCGCUGUGGGAGUCGCGCGCCAUCUGUACGUAUCUGGCCGAGAAGUACGGCAAGGACGAUAAGCUGUACCCGAGGGAUGCUCAGAAGCGGGCCGUCGUUAACCAGCGACUGUACUUCGACAUGGGCACGCUGUACCAGCGCUUUGCCGACUACUACUAUCCGCAAAUCUUCGCCAAGCAGCCAGCAAAUGCAGAAAACGAGCAGAAGAUGAAGGAUGCGGUAGGCUUUCUGAACACCUUCCUGGAUGGGCAGAAGUAUGUGGCGGGUGAUAGCCUUACGGUCGCGGAUCUUACCAUCUUGGCGACAAUUUCGACGUACGACGUUGCCGGGUUCGAUCUUUCGAAGUAUCCGCACGUCGCCGCAUGGUACGAGAACAUUCGCAAGGAAGCACCCGGUGCCGCGAUUAAUCAGGCCGGAAUUGAGGAGUUCAAGAAGUACUUUGAAAAGUAAACGCCACCUCUAAGCGAUGUCCAUCGAGUGGAUGUAUAGCCGUGUUUUGUUUAACGUUCUAUUAACAAUAAACCAAGUCCAAAUGUGUUGAUUUAUCUACCCUGUUUAA
Anopheles stephensi (Asian malaria mosquito) is the source of this 927-nucleotide messenger RNA. Its product is annotated as glutathione S-transferase 1. The record is from RefSeq and is a predicted model, not a curated record. Gene Ontology annotation, biological process: glutathione metabolic process. Lineage: Eukaryota; Metazoa; Arthropoda; Insecta; Diptera; Culicidae. The coding region runs from base 189 to 818 and encodes 209 amino acids. Gene Ontology annotation, molecular function: glutathione transferase activity. The transcript is spliced from 3 exons.